Molecule: messenger RNA, 812 nt
Organism: Quercus robur (English oak)
Lineage: Eukaryota; Viridiplantae; Streptophyta; Magnoliopsida; Fagales; Fagaceae
Product: wound-induced protein WIN1-like
Exons: 3
Coding region: 1-777 (258 amino acids)
Biological process (GO): response to auxin; defense response to fungus; defense response to bacterium
Molecular function (GO): chitin binding; RNA nuclease activity
Source: RefSeq, a predicted model, not a curated record
AUGAUGAAAGUUAUAGAAAAAGUUCAGCGAUUCUUUGCAAAUCUACAAAUGAAGAGCAAGAAAAACCUCACGGCCAUGCAUGUGGGUGAAAAGCGCAAACUAUAUGUGAUUCCUAACCAAUACUUGUCUUCUAUAAUGUUUCAAGCAUUACUCUGUCAACUUAAGGAGGAGAAGAUUGAGGUUGGGAACAAAGAGCCAAUCACGUUACCCUACUCUACAUGGUUGUUUGAGUCGAUACUACAACUCGUCAAGGAAGAGAAGGCGGCUAAUGAAGAAGAAGCCAACGAAUGCUCCCCAUUUAGUAGCCAACAUGGGUACUGUGGGACUGGUGAUGACUUUUGUUCACCUUCCAAAAGUUGUCAAAGCAACUGUCAAUCUGGCGGUGGCGGUGGCGUCGGCGGUGGGGGUGAGAGUGCCUCAAAUGAGAGAGCAACGUACCACUUAUACAAUCCAGAGCAGAAUGGGUGGAACUUGAACGCUGUGAGUGCAUAUUGCUCCACAUGGGAUGCCAACAAACCCUUGGCAUGGCGUAGCAAAUAUGGUUGGACUGCCUUUUGCGGACCUGUUGGGCCUCGUGGACAAGCCGCUUGUGGCAAGUGCUUAAGGGUCACAAACACCGGGACAGGAGCUCAAGCAACAGUGAGAAUUAUAGAUCAAUGCAGUAAUGGUGGUCUAGAUUUGGACGUAGGUGUGUUCCGAAAACUAGACACUAACGGAAAAGGCAAUGCUCAAGGCCACCUUAUUGUGAAUUAUCAGUUUGUGAACUGUGGUGAUUGAAGCGCGGUGUUCUAUUUUCAUGAUGCCCAAGUAGC